Molecule: messenger RNA, 2069 nt
Organism: Camponotus floridanus (Florida carpenter ant)
Lineage: Eukaryota; Metazoa; Arthropoda; Insecta; Hymenoptera; Formicidae
Exons: 2
Coding region: 235-1905 (556 amino acids)
Source: RefSeq, a predicted model, not a curated record
CAUCCUAUCAUUUUUAACGGUUUUGAAUAAUCAAAAUUUAACGGUACUAAGUAAGACCGUUUCCCCACCUAUAAAAAAAUUGUUGUAUCGAAGAAAUAAAAGCUAAGGGGUUGGUUACCUACAUUAGUUUCUCUCUAAACAGCAAGCCAGAAAGAUCUUUCAAGGACAAGGAAAAAACCUCUCCGUCUAUUUUAUGUAUACUUUUUAUAAAAAUUUGUAGAUAGAGCUGAAAGUAUGACGCAACGCUCCGCAGAAGAGAUAUCUCAAUUCUUAGAAGCCCAAGACCAUUACUUUGGAGGAGAAAAUAGCGAAGGCGAUGAAGAUUUUGUCGAAGAUGAUUCUGAUGACAACGAAGACGUCUUCAAAUAUCAUAAAAACAAUCUGUACCAAGAUAUCGAAUCACACUACGGGGUACUAGUGGAUUCUGACAAUGUGACAAAUGAUAAUGUGGAGAAACAAGCGAAUAUAUAUCCUGAAUAUAUAUACAGACAUAAAUGGUAUCUUGCUCCACCGGAAACGCGAGAACGUCAAUGGGACAUAAUGCUGCAUUCCGUCUCCGUCAUAUCACCAGGUGCGAAAAAUCAAGCAAUUCAUGCGAAAUUGCCACUAGAGGUAUGGUCGUUACUUUUUUCUGACGAGUUACUCGAAAUCGUGUUGAAAUAUACUAAUCAAGAAAUAGAAAGAUAUAGAAAAACAGAAAAUUGCGCGAAUGCAACAUUUAUCGAUAAUUUGAACAUGACGGAGUUGAAAGCGUUUAUCGGCUUAUUGUAUUUUAACGGUAUGGAAAAGAAAAUUGAUAUUACGAUCGAAGAAUUAUGGUCGGCAGACUUCGAAUCUGCGCUUUACAGAACGACUAUGUCUCGUCAGCGUUUUGAAUUUAUUGCGGCUCGCUUGCGUUUCGCUGAUAAAUUUACCCGUGUUAUAGGAAGAAGAGACUUACUAGAGCCCGUUCGCGAUAUUUGGAAUAUAUUCAUAAAAAAUUGUAGAGAGAAUUAUACACCAUCAGAAUUUUUAACGCUUGAUGACCAAUUCUUAAAAUUCGAAGGUAAAUUUGGGGCUAAAGUUUAUAUGAAAAAUAAUCCUGAACGCUGCGGCAUAAAAAUCACUUCUUUGAAUGAUGCAAAAACGUUUUAUAUGUAUAACGCGAUUCCAUAUCCAGGAAGAACUGAGGAAAUGCUUUUUACAAGUAGAAACAGAGAAACUUUUCCAAAUUAUUGCGUACGAACUUUAUGCGAAUCAAUUUCUCAUACGACCAGAAAUGUGACAUGCAACAAUUCUUAUAUUAAUUCUGUUGAAGUCUUUAGUGAAACGUUAAGAAAUUACCAAUUGACUAUGGUUGGUAUUCUAGAGAAACGCAAAACACACAUUCCAGAAUCUUUCGAUUGUUGGACAUCAGCAGGCGCGGUUCGAUGUGCCUACGACGACACGAACGUUUUAUUAUCAUACUGUUCAGAAAAACAUAUUUAUUCAAAAAAAGUUAGCUUAUUUUUAUCUUCUUAUCAUAAAAACGGUGCAACUAAGAAUAAAGAAUCGGAUAAACCAGAAAUCAUUGAUUUUUAUAAUAAGACUAAAGACAGUACUAAUAUUUUUGAACAACUUUGUACCUCUUAUACUUGCGCGAGAAAAACAAAUCGAUGGUCCCUGCGAUUUUUUUUAGGAAUGCUAGAUCAAGCUGCGGUCAAUAGCUGUAUUUUAUACAAUUUCAAUCCCGAACAUAAAAUGCGAAAUCAGAGAAUAUUUUUGAAAGAUCUUGCGAUAUCUCUGAUCGUACCGUAUCUGCGUGAAAGAUUCGAGCAACAUGAUAUUCAUAAAGCUAUUAAAUGGAGUAUCAUACAAAUACUGAUGAAAGUAAAAGCCAAACAAGAUAAAGAAAACAGUGAAAAUAAGUUCGACAAAAUAAAGUAACAUUUUCUUUUCAACCAGGAAUGAGAAAAACACAUUUUUAUUCCACGCUUUGUAAAAAACCUAUAUGCGACGCUCAUCUGGUAUUAUCUAUAUGCUCCUUUUAAUGUAUAGUAUUAUAUAGUAUAGUUUUCUUUUUAUAUUUAUAUUUGCAAAUAUUUUUUAAA